Molecule: messenger RNA, 3134 nt
Organism: Panicum virgatum (switchgrass)
Lineage: Eukaryota; Viridiplantae; Streptophyta; Magnoliopsida; Poales; Poaceae
Product: protein-tyrosine-phosphatase PTP1-like
Exons: 13
Coding region: 125-1273 (382 amino acids)
Biological process (GO): protein dephosphorylation
Molecular function (GO): protein tyrosine phosphatase activity
Source: RefSeq, a predicted model, not a curated record
AGUAGCGGGCUGGGAGCAGCACGCAAGCUCUGCUGCGCUUUCUUCUCUUGCUUUUGACUUGAGGGGUGCCCUGCGGACGGGAGACGCGCACGGAGUGAAGCUAAGCUAGGUUGAGGGAACAUAGAUGAGCUCUCGGGAGAGGGAAAUGGCGGGGUUCGAUCCGCUCGACCCCGGAGCCGACCCGCCCGCCAGGGCGCUUACGGGGGACCAGGUCAAGCGCUGCAAGAAGGCGCUCAAGGCGCUCGAGAAGAAGCUCAGGGAACCCACCGCUCUCUCAAAGGAGUUCUACAGCCUCCCGGAUAUAAGAGUGCUUCAGUCGAGUACUGUUGCUCGGAGACCUGAAAAUAGGGCAAGAAAUCGCUAUAUUGAUGUUUUGCCAUUUGAUGAAACCAGGGUGCGAUUAAACUCUUCAACAGGCAAUGAUUACAUCAAUGCCAGCCUUAUAGAGAUUGAUGGAAGAGAUCGAACAAAGUUCAUUUCUACUCAAGGACCACUGACCAAUAUGUUUGAAGAUUUUUGGCAGAUGGUAUAUGAUAAUCGAUGUCCUGCGAUUGUUAUGGUCACCAAAUUUGACAGCCUUAAGUGCGAUGAGUAUCUCCCAUUGAGCAAGAGCCAUGAUAUUUUUGGAAAAUUUACCAUUGAGAUCACAAAGAUCAGAAAAGAUGGUCAAUUAGUGUUGCGUGGUGUGAAGGUGCAACGUGAUGAGUCAGAAGUAGUGCACUCACUCCUCCAUAUUGAGUAUUCUGAGUGGCCUGACCAUGGGGUGCCAAACAGCAGUACUGAUGUACAAAGAAUUCUAAAAAGAUUGUAUCACAUUCCAAGACAGCAGCCAAUAGUUUCACAUUGCAGUGCAGGCAUCGGAAGAACGGGUGCUUAUAUCACCAUCCAUAAUACAGUAGAGAAGAUUUUACUUGGAGAACUUGGUUCUGUUGAUCUUUUUGAAACUGUCAAAAGAUUUAGAUCACAGCGCCCUGGAAUGGUCCAAACAGAGGAUCAAUAUAAGUUUUGCUAUCAGGCAAUUGCAGAUGAACUGAAAGAUCUAAUAUCAAAAUCAAAACACCGAGUGGUUUUCGAGGCCACCGUCUCUGUUGGAAUGGACAGCAACCCCUCCGAAGCAGCUGGUUAUGAGCGUCAGGGAUUGGCUAUGUAUUCCCCUUCCUCUGGCAGAAACUUGUUGCCGCAGGAGCAGGAGCUUGUGGCGGCGCCGCCGCAUUUCAUCACUAGAUCAUCAGGCGGACGUGGCAGAAACGGCGGCGGCGGUGCCCCCCACUGAUUUCAUUGAAUUGUUGAUCCAGCAUUGGUGGCGUGAAUAUGACUUGCAGUCACAACAGCGUCGCGAAUCAUUGCUGGCCGAUUAUGACUUGGAGGCAGGAGGACAAGCUCGUCGGGUUGGCAGUGGUGUUGCCGCUCCAGUCCAACAACCACCCGUAAAAUUCCUGCUCCCACUCCCGUAGCCUUUAUUAUCCUUUAAUUUGGCACACAUCUACAUGUAUACUAGAUGAGACAGUAAUUGAACUGAACAUGGUUUUCACGGCGUCGCCUAAGCGUCGCCUUGGCGUCCAGGCGAGCUUCAGAUUGGGGUGUCUCCUCCGCCACGCCCGUCGUUCGUAUGGCGUCGCCUCGUGCGCCAAGGCGUCGCUAAGGCAUCGGGAGGACGCCACACGGAGGGUAAGGCGGUCGCGCGCGCGGGAAAAAGGUUGAAAAAAACGCGCCGGCGCCUUGCGCGCGCAGGGGAAAUGGAGCAGAGCGGGCGCGCGCGGGAAAUCGCGUGCCUAUACUCCCGCGCGGGCCGCCGCAUCGCUUCAGCGCGGGAAGGGAGAGAGAGCGGAGGAAAGAGAGAAGAGGGGAGGGGGGAGAGAACAGGGCAAACCUGGAAUUCAGCGGCGCGCCGCCGGCAUCCAGCUCGCCGUCCGCCCGUCCGCCGAUUCUGCUGCGGCCGUCCGCCCGUCCGCCUCUGCUCUGGCCGUCCCCCUCUGCUCCGGUCGUCCGCCAGUCUGCGGAUUGAAGCCCGAGCCCGAUCUGCUCCACCCGUCGCCCCUUCCGCCGAUUGACGCUGCAGAUCGGCUCCCGCGCCACCAUCCUCUGCUGUUACUCCACGCCUCUCCAUCCUCUGCUGCUGCUCCUGAGCCCGACCUGCGCUCCGCCCGGCUGCCAAUUGAAGCCUCCACCUGCAGAUUGACGCCUCCAUCGAUUCGUGUCUGCUUCCUUUCUCUGCUCUGCCUCUCUGCCAACGCCCUUCCUUCACGUCAGCCAGAGCUUGCUGCUUGGGACAAGAAGAAAAGAGAAGUCAGGCUCAGGCCAUCAAGAAGGGACAAGGGCAACUGGAAGUGGGAGGAUGUCUGCUACAUGGGCUCCAAAACUUGCAGCAACAAGUUAUGUUUCUAUCACUCCAUCUAGGUUAAGGUAUGUGUAUGGCGUCGCCUCGCCGCACGCCAUACUCGCCUAGGCGUCUGGAAGGGGGUGAUUCGCCUCGCCUCGCCUUACCACCGUAAAAACCAUGAGGUCGAUACUGUUAUGGUGCAAGCUUUUGCCGCAUUCCUACCCGCAUGCGUGACGGCGUACCCUCUCUUAAAGGAUGCUCCUGACUACAUCAAGUUCACAAUUUUUGGAGGUCUGGCCUUCACCACCCUGGGCCUGUUCGUCGGGAUCCUGUCCAAAUCUGUGGCUCGUCGCGGGCUGGUCAUCCGCUUGGUCUCUUUUUCGGCUAUCGCUGUCCUGACAUUCUGCACUGCUUGUCAGCUCUCCUCACAUAUCUACAUCGGUCUCUCUGCACUUGGUGUGGUGCUGAACUUGAUCGUUAUGCUACUGCAGUUCUAGGUAAUGUAGGACACGAUCGACGUUCAAUUGGAGGCCAAUUACACAAAUUGGAGUAUCUGUUUUAUGUGUGAAAUACUGAAAUCCAUUUGCUUAACAUCAAAUUGAGGAUCAACAAACACAAAGGUCCUCCUUUUCUUUUCUUUUUUUUGAGCAAAAAAAGUACUUUUCUGCUGCACUAUCUUGUAUAUAUUUGCAAAUUCAACAUCUUUUUUUUUGGUUCAUGAAGUGUAUGUGCUGUUUUAGUAUGCUUGAAGCAUGCUGGAAGCAAUUGACAGUCUGAACUCAGCUGAAUAUUCAGAAAAACAGCCUGACCACUA